AUGCCAGGCUGUUCAGAAUUUUACUUCAAUGUGGAUCAUGGAUACCUAGAAGGAUUGGUCCGAGGCUUUAAAGGUGGAAUCUUGAAGAAUGCUGACUAUGUCAACUUAGCACAGUGUGAAACUCUGGAAGACCUGAAAUUACACCUACAGACCACAGACUAUGGAAAUUUCUUGGCUAAUGAAACUGGUCCCCUCACAGUUUCUAUCAUUGAUGACAAAUUAAAAGCCAAACUACUGGCAGAAUUCACAUACUUCAGAAACCAUGCCUUUGAGCCACUUGCCACAUUCCUUAACUAUAUUACGUACAGCUAUAUGAUUGACAAUGUGAUUCUGCUCAUUACUGGCACAUUGCAUCAGCACCCUGUAGAAGAACUGGUUCCCAAGUGCCAUCCUUUAGGCAGUUUUGAGCAGCUGGAGGCUGUCAGCAUUGCUCCAAACCCUGCAGAACUGUUCAACGCAAUCUUGGUAGACACACCUUUAGCUCCUUUUUUUCAAGACUGCCUGUCUGAAAAUGACUUAGAUGAAAUAAACAUUGAGAUCAUGCGCAACAAACUGUACAAGUCUUAUCUCGAGGCAUUCUAUACAUUCUGCAAACAACUAGGUGGUACUACAGCUGAUAUAAUGUGCCCCCUUUUAGAGUUUGAAGCGGACAGGCGUGCCUUCAUCAUCACAAUUAAUUCAUUUGGCACUGAACUAAGCAAAGAAGACAGGCAGAAGCUGUAUCCGACAUGUGGGAAACUGUAUCCAGAAGGCUUACUUCUGCUUGCCAAUGCGGAAGAUUAUGAGCAAGUCAAGGGUGUGGCAGACUACUAUGGUGAAUAUAGAGCUUGCUUUGAAGGGAUUGGAGGUGGAACUGGAGAAAAAACAUUAGAAGAUGCCUUUUUUGAACAUGAGGUCAAAAUGAACGUACUGGCAUUCAACAACCAGUUUCAUUUUGGAGUCUUUUAUGCCUAUGUUAAGCUGAAAGAACAAGAAAGCAGAAAUAUCGUCUGGAUUGCUGAAUGCAUCUCCCAGAGGCACCGGACAAAAAUUAACAACUAUAUACCGAUUUUCUGAACUGGAUCCUUGUGAUGCAUAUGAACAGUAGCACCUGCUUAUUAAAUUGGCUUCUUUACUUAAUUUGUCCUGAUAUGGGAAAAGAAAAAAGAAAAAGAAAGAAAAGGAAAAGGAAAAAAGAGGAGGGGAGUUUGACCACCCAGGAAAGACCAUUUUGCAUGUGAUCAAUUGUUCAUGCAGUGCCAAAACAGACCAUGACAACUAUCACAGAUCUUAAUUAGUCUUUGCUGUGCACAUUUCUGAUUUUGAGCAGGUCCAUCACACAGGGAGUGAAGAUCAAGUUUUCCUUGAAAGAGCUAAUAACAGCAUUGGGUGAAUUUAAUAAGUAAAACUAAUGAGGGAUUUGAAGGGUUAAACCACAACCACCCAUUUCUACGUGGCCCUGAUCUAAACUGGGGGCACAAAUACCUGUAAUUUACCUUCUGAAGAUGAUUUGGCAUCUGGGAAUCAUAUCUGUUUUGACCCUCAGCAAGUUAGAUCAUACCGCAAAUAUAUAAACACAAAGGUUUUGUGACAGCAGUUUGGAAAUCUUGAUGUCCCCCAAGCGAUAUCAUCUACAAGCUGCUCACCAUGUGCUAGCAGCUGCCUUAUGGAGCAAUUUCAAGCAGCCCAUUUAGCUGGUCCAAUCUAGAAACCUGCAUGAAUUGUCACCUUUAUAUACAACAUGAUGUAAUUAUCAAUCAAAAAUCAAAAUCAAAUCACAGAGAACAAUAACAAAGAGAAGUAAUAUUUGAUGGAGUGUUUUUAUUUGCAGAUAAAUUCCAUGUUUGCACUGUGUUUCUACCAUAGUUAUCUAAAACUGUUUGGGGAGUUGAUUUGCUCUCUUUUGUAGAAAAUCCCUGUCCAGAUAUCCUUUUGCAUGAAUAGCGGCAAGAAUCUCCCCCCUCUGUUCUCACUGAACAAAGGACUAUGCUGGAUCUCUCACUGAGUGUAUUGGGUAUAUUCCCAACACAUACGUGAUCAGCUGUGUGAGAUGUAUUGUCGAAGGCUUUCACAGCCA
Molecule: messenger RNA, 2056 nt
Organism: Eublepharis macularius
Lineage: Eukaryota; Metazoa; Chordata; Lepidosauria; Squamata; Eublepharidae
Gene: ATP6V0D2
Product: ATPase H+ transporting V0 subunit d2
Exons: 8
Coding region: 1-1056 (351 amino acids)
Biological process (GO): proton transmembrane transport; vacuolar transport; vacuolar acidification
Cellular component (GO): vacuolar proton-transporting V-type ATPase complex; early endosome; plasma membrane proton-transporting V-type ATPase complex
Molecular function (GO): proton-transporting ATPase activity, rotational mechanism
Source: RefSeq, a predicted model, not a curated record